GAGGGGGAAAUGAAGACGAAAAAGGGUUUGACGAUGCUGUCGGGGAGCGAGACGGACGACGACGAAGGUGCGGACGCCCCCCUGGACCUGUCGUCCAGUGGCGGAGGCGGCGGUAAAAGGAAGCGGCGCGGCAACCUCCCCAAGGAGUCGGUGCAGAUCCUCAGGGACUGGCUGUACGAGCACCGCUACAACGCGUACCCCUCGGAACAGGAGAAGGCGCUCCUCUCCAAGCAGACGCAGCUUUCCACACUGCAGGUAUGCAACUGGUUUAUCAACGCACGCCGGCGCCUCCUCCCCGAGAUGUUGCGGAAAGACGGUAAGGACCCCAACCAGUUCACCAUCUCCAGGAAGUGUGGCAAGGCGGGCGACAGCUUCUCUGACAGCUCGCAGUCGCCCAAACACAAUAGCAGCAGCAGCAGCAGCCCAGCGGGGGGCGCCCACGACGACGGCGGCUAUGACAAGCGGGUCCUGCACCCUUCCUGCUUCGAGCCCGCCACGCCUGGCGUCCUGAGGAAGGCGGUGUCGCCCUCCUCCUCAGUGCCCUCUCCCACCUGCGCGUCCCCCUCUUCGGGCACCCUGCCCACCCGGCCGUCGGUCAUCUGUCACACCACUGUCGCCAGCCCGACCGCCCUGCAUCCGUUGCCGCUGAACUCUGACAAGGCGGCCGAGCGGCUGCAGGCGGCGCAGGCGCUCCUCAGGUGUCUGGAUAAAGGGGCGGGCGCCCAACUCCCCACCGGCGCCGCCACCACCACCAUCCUGGAGGGAAACCUGAGCCCCCGCAGCGGGCUCUUCAACACCCCUCCCCCGACUCCGCCGGACCUCACGCAGGACUUCAGUGGCUUCCAGCUCCUUGUGGACGUCGCCCUGAAGCGGGCUGCCGAGAUGGAGCUGCAGGCCAAACAGUUAGUCUCCUAAAAGAGGGGACCACUAAUUCACAAACUGAGAACAAAGCCCUCAUCAUUUCUCUUUUCUAAACGAAUCAAAUUCUUUGUUUUGGUUUUUUUUUUUUUAAUUGAAAAAAACAACAGUAUCACGGUGCCUUGGCUCUAAGAUGUUUAUUCAUUUCAUAUUUGUAUCGACGUGUAUCUUAUUUGCACCCCAAGGACCAAAAAUAUGGGACAAAUGCUACCUGUCUUACGUCUUUCAUCCGAACACAUUUCAGGUCCUGAUGGAUCUGUGUCUUAACACUUUUUUUUAUUUUUAUUUUUUGCUCUUGGUAUCAACGUAUUCACUACUGUAGUUAAUGUUACACUAUAGUUUGUCAUUUAGCUGUUUUAAAAGAUUUUUGUUGUUGUUUUGUUUUUUACUCCUUUAUUGCCCACAUAAGGGACAUAUUCCAGAUGAAAAAUGUAGCAGGUUGGGCCAGUGGACUGGACGAUGACACACUACACGUUUCUUCAAGCUGUUUUAUUUUUUUAUCGACAAAGACAGCCCAAAAGAAGCAUAUUCAUGUACAAUAGGACCACGUGUAUAGUUAAUGUGACGACAUGAUGCCCUCUGAUGUGAUUUCUUUUCAUACUGUGCAAUGUUUGUGGCGAGCGAGAGGUCACGCGGGAUUCAAAUAAAGUUUUGUUUUUUUUCUACA
This is a messenger RNA of Phycodurus eques (leafy seadragon), 1585 nucleotides long. RefSeq names its product TGFB-induced factor homeobox 1 (gene tgif1). Lineage: Eukaryota; Metazoa; Chordata; Actinopteri; Syngnathiformes; Syngnathidae. Gene Ontology annotation, biological process: regulation of transcription by RNA polymerase II. The coding region runs from base 10 to 915 and encodes 301 amino acids. The record is from RefSeq and is a predicted model, not a curated record. The transcript has 3 exons. Gene Ontology annotation, molecular function: DNA-binding transcription factor activity, RNA polymerase II-specific; RNA polymerase II cis-regulatory region sequence-specific DNA binding.